Galendromus occidentalis (western predatory mite) is the source of this 1350-nucleotide messenger RNA. RefSeq lists its product as uncharacterized. Lineage: Eukaryota; Metazoa; Arthropoda; Arachnida; Mesostigmata; Phytoseiidae. The transcript is spliced from 5 exons. The record is from RefSeq and is a predicted model, not a curated record. Bases 1 to 1350 code for a protein of 449 amino acids.
AUGAGACAUCCGAGGAGACCUACAGAGACGUUCAAGAGCUCGCUCAUAUUCCGACCCACAACGAAAUCGCCGUCAUCAGACACAAGAAGCGAUUGCUACCAGGGCACCGAGCUAUUCAAUCAAAAACCCGCGAGCGGUAUCGACUUUUUGAUGGAGAACGGAAUCCUCCCGAAGCCGUUCUGUGCCGAGAAAGUAGCGGAGUUCUUGAGGACCAAUUACCAGUUGGACAAAAACAAACUCGGAGAAUAUAUUUCGAAUCGGAAAAACACGGAACCACUGCGAGCCUUCGUCAUGUCAUUCGCUUUCGCCAACACCCGUAUCGACGAAGCUCUGAGAAUGUACCUCGAAUCGUUCCGGCUGCCAGGCGAGGCCCUCCCGAUCUCUUUAGUCUUGGAACAGUUCGCCGAACAUUGGCAUACGAGUAACAAUCAACCUUUCGCCUCGGCUGAUGCCACAUUCACGCUGGCAUACGCCAUCAUCAUGUUGAACGUUGACCAACACAAUCGUGUUGUGAAGAAACAAUCGAACUCGAUGAAGGAAGAAGAUUUCAUAAAAAAUCUCAAAGGUGUUAACGGCGGUUCCGACUUUGAGGAACAACUCCUAUCGGACAUUUAUCACUCAAUCAAAAACGAAGAGAUCAUCAUGCCAGCUGAACAAACUGGUCUGGUGAAAGAGAACUAUUUGUGGAAGGCCCUCUUGAAGCUUUCCUCUCGACACCUAAACAAUCUCAGGACGCACAGACGCCACCUCAAAUUGGGCAAGAAACUCAAUCUGAAACCUGUCCUCCAUCGAGACUACGAGAAAAUCACCAGUCGAUUCGCGGAAUGGCGUCUUCUCGCUGCCGAUUUCCGUCUCCGACCGGGGAGUUUCGACGACUACUUCGAUUACAUUCUACAAUUAUUAGAUCUCGUGAUCGAGAGGAGAUUCUCGUACCAUUUUCAUCGUUUCGUCAUCUCGAUGUGUAUCGACACCGCAUUGACUGCGCUCUCUUGUUGGCUGCCGCUGACUUCCCCGAAAAAUUCGCAUCUCAUCUUUUUUACGGCUUCCAUUAUUUUCAUCGCGGUCCUUAUCAUAAUUCUCGAGGAGAGCAAAACGAUAGAGCUCUCCUCACACCCUCUCUUGGAUCGCCUCUUGGAAUCCGUCCAGAGCUAUUUACUGAGUGAAGAAGCCUUGAUUUGCGAUGCCACCGAGGAGGCCGAGGUGCAAAUUCCUCCGGCUGGGCAGAGUCUGGAGGACCUACCCGUGGUCGAGGAAAGGUUCGAGGCCACUCGGACCUGGUUGCUGACGGUUCUGCAGCGAGGAUCCUCUGUGCUGUUCCUAUCUCUGUACCUUGUGGUGUAUUAUCAAUGA